Molecule: messenger RNA, 1566 nt
Organism: Pygoscelis adeliae (Adelie penguin)
Lineage: Eukaryota; Metazoa; Chordata; Aves; Sphenisciformes; Spheniscidae
Product: keratin, type I cytoskeletal 12-like
Exons: 8
Coding region: 1-1566 (521 amino acids)
Molecular function (GO): structural molecule activity
Source: RefSeq, a predicted model, not a curated record
AUGGCCCUUUCCGUGUGCACAAGUGGUGGAUCCCGGCAAUUCUCUUCUUGGAGUGGACUUGGCGGGGGAUCUCUGAGAAUGUCUAGUUCUGGUGGUGGAGGAGGCGUUGGUGGCAGCGGACUUGGGUUUGGUGGUGGAUCUGGCGGAGGUUUUGGUGCUGCUUCUAUGCUUGGUUCAGGCUCUGGCUUCAGUGGGGGUUUUCGGAGUAGCUCAGGUGGAGGCUUUGGGAGCGGCUUAAGUAGUGGCUUUGGUGGAGGCUUUGCUGGUGGUUUAGGUGGCAGCUAUGGAAGUGGCUUAGGCAGUGCUUUUGGUGGAGGUUUAGGAAGUGGUUUUGGCAGCAGCUCAGGCAAUGGUUUUGGAGGUGGCUUUGGUAGUGGCUCAGGAUAUGGUUUUGGAGGUGGUUUUGGCACUGCUGGUGCUGGGGAUGGUGGCCUUUUUUCUGGCUCAAAAAAAGAAACUAUGCAGAACCUCAAUGACCGUCUGGCUGCUUAUCUGGACAAAGUACAAAGUCUGGAGGAUGCCAAUACCGACUUGGAGUGCAAAAUCCGCGAGUGGUAUGAGAAAAACGGCCCUGGCACUGGUAUCUCUGGAUCUGGGAAUGACUAUAGUAAAUAUUAUCCUACAAUUGAAGAUCUUCGAAACAAGAUCAUUAAUGCAACUAUCGACAAUGCAAGAAUCAUUUUGCAGGUUGAUAAUGCCAGACUGGCUGCUGAUGAUUUCAGACUGAAAUAUGAGAAUGAAGUGGCUCUUCGCCAGAGUGUGGAAGCUGACAUCAACGGUCUGCGUAGAGUUCUUGAUGAGCUGACCUUGACAAGAGCUGAUUUGGAGAUGCAGAUUGAAAGCCUGAAUGAAGAACUGGCUUAUCUCAAGAAGAAUCAUGAAGAGGAGCUGCAGGGCAUCCAAAGCAGUGCAUCUGGCCAAAUCAGUGUUGAAAUGGAUGCUGCUCCAGGAACUGACCUGACCAAGCUUUUGAAUGACAUGAGGGGACAGUAUGAAGUCAUUGCUGAGCAAAAUCGCAAAGAGGCUGAAGCAUGGUUCAAUGAAAAAAGUGGGGAGCUGAAAAGGGAAAUCUCCACCAAUACUGAGCAGCUUCAGUCAGGAAAGAGCGAGAUCACAGAUUUAAAACGGACUCUCCAGAGCCUGGAAAUCGAACUACAGUCUCAGCUUGCCAUGAAAAAAUCCCUUGAAGACACUUUAGCAGAAACGGAAGGAGGUUACUGUGCUCAGCUUUCACAAAUGCAACUUCAGAUUGGGAAUCUGGAGUCUCAGCUGCUUCAGGUCAGGGCCGAUAUGGAGCGCCAGAAUGCAGAGUAUCAACAACUUCUAGACAUCAAGACCUACCUGGAAAUGGAGAUUGAAACCUAUCGUCGCUUGCUGGAUGGCGAGAGCGCAGGACAGGGAGUUACAUUUGAAAGCUCAUCCUUGACAGGGUCCAAAUCAGAAACACAAUCGCUGGAUUCUUCUCAGGAUCCUACCAAAACUAGAAAGAUCAAGACAAUUGUUGAAGAAGUGGUAGAUGGAAAAGUUGUUGCAUCCCACGUUAAGGAAGUUGAAGAGAAGAUAUAA